AUGGACAGCCCAACAGAUUCGCCGCUAUUUGACGACUCCCCCCUACCGCCUCAACUUGGGCUUCCCAUGAUUGUAGUGAUGGGUGUAACUGGGUCGGGAAAGAGUUAUUUUAUCAAUAAGCUUGCAGGUCUUCCUGCAGUCGCAGAGGGGGCUCAACUGGAUUCAUGUACACAGCGAUGUGAAGUAGUUCCUGUCUCAAUCGGAAGCACUCGGACUCUUCUCAUCGACACGCCUGGUUUUGAUGAUACCGACCGUACAGACUCUGAUAUCCUGACUGAGAUCGCAAGAUUACUUGCUAGCCAGUACACUCUCGGGUUUCAGUUAAAAGGGAUCAUCUAUGUCCAUCGCAUUACAGACAACCGGUAUACAGGUUCAGCCGUUAAAACGUUUGAGAUUUUCAGACGAAUCUGCGGGGACGAGGCGAUGAAGAAUGUAGUUCUUAUUACCAGUCGCUGGGACGAGGUUGACGAGCCGACUGGGGCUAGCCGGGAGCGCCAACUUCGCGAGAAAUUUUGGGCUUACAUGCUUGGUCGAGGCUCGUGUAUGAAUCGCUUUCAUGGGGAUCGCGAUUCAGCUCGGACUAUUGCUGCACAGCUACUUAUCAAAGAAACAGUCACUUUGAAGCUCCAGGAAGAAAUGGUCAAUGACGGUAUGCAACUAAGUGAAACAACUGCUGGCUCGUAUGUCAGUGAUGGUCUCGAGGAGCUGAAAGCAAAAUACGAGAGAGAAUUGCAAGCCCUCGAGGAUCUUCGAAGAGAGCUUCAAGAGAGUGAUAGAAUGAUGAAGCGCCAAGUGCAAUUAGACAUACAGCGUGAGAGGGACCGGCUCAAAAGCGCCGAACAGCAACAGGUUAGUCUUGAACGAGACAUCGCAGGAGAAGUCCAAGAGGAAAUUCGGAAGGAGACUAAAAGGCAAAGGUUCGUUAAAGGGCUCAAUAAAGCCCUCCCGUUCGCCCCAAUGGCUAUCAACAUACUUCUUCUUUUCGUCGGCGUGCCCCCGGGCAUGGUUGACCGUCUUAAUCGAGGUGGACCCUCUCCAAUAGAACAAGCGUGUGACGAACGUUUUGAUAAACUGGAGGCAAAAUACCACCAAACGAAGGAAAAGAACAAAAAGCAACAGAUAGAGAUGGAGCAUCUGCACGACCAGGUCCAAGCGUUAGAGGAGUCUAACCAGAUCAUCAAGAGACGCAACGACAAGCUCCAGGGCUACGUAGACAAUAAAGAAGCAGCUCUAGGGUAUCAGGAGUCCGACGAAGCAAUUACUUCUAAGUUCCGUAGCUUAUAUCAUCAGAUUAGAACGUGGGCGAACAAAUUCUGUGUAAACAGCGACAAACCGAUUAAGCUAGGGUUUCCGGAUGAAGAGCAGUUCCGGCUUCUACAGCGCGUGUUACCGAUGAUGGGAAAUGUCGAUGACUGGGCUACCUGCCUCUCCGAUAGCAAGCGACGACGUAAGUUCGUUCGCGGCUGGGUGGCUCUUAAUGUUACCGAGACCAUGUUUCGGACGUUACCAUCCAAGAAUUACCAAUGGGAUUCUGGUACCGACUAUUGGAUCCCGGAACAAACUCGUCGGGGACUGGUAGAUGUAGAGCGAGCCCUGUUGAACUCAGGACAUGCCAUAACAUUAAGCAGCUUUCACCAAUGGCGGGCUGUUACGAUGGCGCUCCUCGCCAAGAAGUACCCCGACUUCACCGAGGAAGAUAUCAUGAUAGAAAACGCAGCAUCCGUGCUCAAAGUAAUCAAUCCCCUAGGACACGAUCGCGAUCCGACCCAGCGGCUCAUUGAAAAUGUAUACAAGCCAGCACUAGAACUCUCUCGCUUGCUUCGGCGCCAACGUGCCUCGUGGUCAGUACGUUUCCCGGCUACCAGACAACAGCCUGUGCCGGGUGGUAAUACUGCCGCGAUACCCACCGCUUUGAGGGCUAUCUUUGACGAUGGUGUCAUGAAGGAUAUGGAUCUAGACGAGGAAGAAAUACCAUCGUCGGAUCAAUAUUGUCAUAAAUACGUUGAGAUUAUCGUCGGUCCAGCACUGUUCAAGAGCGGGAAUAUUGAUGGAGAGCAAUAUGAUAUGGAGAAUGUCAUGGAAAAGGCCGAAGUGUCUUGUGCUCCAGCUCCGAGCUUGACUUCUGGGUGA
This is a messenger RNA of Daldinia childiae, 2130 nucleotides long. RefSeq lists its product as uncharacterized. NCBI's taxonomy places the organism in Eukaryota, Fungi, Ascomycota, Sordariomycetes, Xylariales, Hypoxylaceae. Gene Ontology annotation, molecular function: GTP binding. The coding region runs from base 1 to 2130 and encodes 709 amino acids. The transcript has 6 exons. The record is from RefSeq and is a predicted model, not a curated record.